Molecule: messenger RNA, 1258 nt
Organism: Aphis gossypii (cotton aphid)
Lineage: Eukaryota; Metazoa; Arthropoda; Insecta; Hemiptera; Aphididae
Exons: 3
Coding region: 3-1130 (375 amino acids)
Source: RefSeq, a predicted model, not a curated record
CGAUGUUUUACUUUUGUCCAUCGUCCCAGUUAUCGAAAACGAUUCAAGUGAUCGUGGCGAAAUUACUAUUGUCAUUGGCAGUGUUAUUUUGCGUUACGCAAGAUUUCGGUGUCGGUAGUUUUGAAAGUGAUCAAUGGGUUCGGUUGUGUACGUUGACGAGUAAUGGAAGUUCAUUGAUGAACGUAACAAUGCCGUGUGGGGUUUACGUAAAAAGUGACGAACCUAAAGAUGUUCUUAAAGACAAAACUGAUGUUUCAGAAAGUUGGCGCGAAGUAGAUGAUUCACCGGAAUACGUAAAAAUCACACUAGAUGACGACCGAAACACUAAUGCCGCCACCAAAUCCCCCAACAUUAUGACCACUAAACAGGAUAGUAAUCCGAAUAUCAAACACUCCGGUAAUAAAAUAAUUGAAGGAGAUUUAGAAGAAGAAGUAGAUAUAGAAGAAGGAGGUGAUGUACAAGAAGAAGGAAGUGAUGUACAAGAAGAAGGAAGUGAUGUACAAGAAGAUGGAAGUGAUGUACAAGAAGAAGGAAGUGAUGUACAAGAAGAAGGAGAUGCAGACGUCAUCGUUGAAGAUGACAACGAUGAUCGAGAUAUAGAAAUCGAUAGUGUUGAUAAUGACGAAGACCAAUCGACGUACGAUGAAGUAGCUCUGAAUGUAGGAGUUAAUGGAAGUGUUUCCGAAGAGAAAGAAGAUGAUAUUAGUGACGUGAGAGAUCAACUUAAAAAUCAAAGACCUCCGAAUGCCGUAACCAAGGUGAUGCUCGGGUACUUGUUGAAUGCUCGAAGUCAAUUAUAUGAAAAGAUAAAUUAUUUGUUAAAUUUACUGCAACGGACAUUUUUCAAUAGAAAACUUAAUUGUCGACGUCGUCGUAAUUCAAUUGAACUACCGAGUUUAUUAAAUAACAAGAGGAAACAAGAGAAUAAAAAAAACCCGUCGCUUUCCUCUGUGAUCUUAGAACCGACAUUUGAACGUUCAAUGAUGACCAUGUCAUUUUUAAUGUUUGGUGUGUUCGUCAUUCAAGUGAUACAGAAAUUAAUUCAAACGAUGCAACAACCUGGUGAAACCUCAUUUAUGGGUAAUUCAAUAUUUGGUAACCUACUAACAUUGCCAUCGGACAUAUUUUGAAUAUAAUUAAAGUGUAUGUAAUGAGUAUUAACAAACAACGUAGAUUGUCAGUCACAAAUAACAGAUCAGAUAAUUUUACAAAUAAUAAAUGUUGGUAUCUAAAUAAUAAAGUGUGUCAUUAAUUUAAA